Messenger RNA from Daphnia carinata, 3969 nucleotides. RefSeq names its product protein transport protein Sec24C-like (gene Sec24CD). Bases 1 to 3258 code for a protein of 1085 amino acids. The transcript has 10 exons. NCBI's taxonomy places the organism in Eukaryota, Metazoa, Arthropoda, Branchiopoda, Diplostraca, Daphniidae. The record is from RefSeq and is a predicted model, not a curated record. Gene Ontology annotation, biological process: COPII-coated vesicle cargo loading; endoplasmic reticulum to Golgi vesicle-mediated transport; intracellular protein transport. Gene Ontology annotation, molecular function: zinc ion binding; SNARE binding. Gene Ontology annotation, cellular component: COPII vesicle coat; endoplasmic reticulum exit site.
AUGGCACCAUUUAACGUCUGUCAUUGCCUGGACCCUGUGAGAAGUAUUCCCGGCAGACGUGGAAGUGCUUCAAUUUUAAAACGAAAUCUGGGUGGGAAGAUGAAUCCCAAUGAUCCGUACUUCCAGCAGCAGCAGCAACAGCAGCCUGGUUAUGGUGCUCCUCCACUCGGUCCACAGAACUAUGGUGGUGGCAUGAUGCCACCGAGAACACCUGUGAUGCAGUCUCAACAGUUUCCCCCGGCCAACGGUCCACACAGCAUGAACCCCUACGGGCAGCCUUCUCCCAGACCUCCAAUGGCCCAGUACGGUCAGUCGCCCCUGCCACCCAACCCGAACCAGCUGGCCCAGCAGAUGGGAGGCAUGAACCUGGCAGACAACAGCUUAAAAUCCCCCGUUCCUUCAAUGUAUCCCCCCAUGAACGGUAAUGUCUCCCCGGCACCAGGAACAUUCCCCUCUCGCCCCCCAAUGGCAUCCAACCUUCAGGCCAGCCCAAUGCCUCCUCAGUCUCUUGCCCCAGGAGUUGCUCCACCAAGGCCUGGCUUGAUGCCGCCUGUGCAGCAGCAGCAACAGAUGAGACAUGUUUCUCCACAACAGUAUCCAAAUGGUCCUGGUAUGGAUAAUAUGGGACAUCCUGUAAAUGGUCAACAGUUUAACAGUCCAAGACCUCCUAUGGGUGGCGGUUUCCUACCUACUCAGACGGCUGGAUUCCCUGGUCAUCAACCGAUGCCAUUCCAGCAAGCACCGUUGCAACAACAACAGCAAUCGCAUUUACCACCAACACAGCAACAGCAGGGCGGAUAUGACAGUAUGGGCAGUCGUUAUCCGUCCAGUCCAAGCUAUCCGCCUGGAAUGUCAGGCCCAAUGCCUGGACCACCUUCUCAACCUAUGCCACCGCAACAACAAGCUCGACGUCUUGAUCCCGAUCAGAUGCCCAGCGCUAUUCAAGUCAUGGAAGAUGACAAACGGACGCGUUCUGGACCGUUCGCUACCAACCAGAAAGGCCUUGUCCCACCUCUAGUAACUACUCCGUUUUUAACUCAAGACCAGGGCAAUUCCGGACCGCGUUUCGUCCGCGCAUCCAUGUACAGUGUUCCAGCUCAGCCUGAUAUGAUGAAACAGACGGCCGUUCCGUUCGGCCUGGUCAUCAGCCCGUUUGCCAAACUGGAAGAAGGGGAGCAAGAGCCUCCCGUUGUGGAUCUGGGCGAAAUGGGUCCGGUCCGUUGCGGCCGCUGCAAGGCCUACAUGUGCCCAUUUAUGCAAUUUAUCGACGGCGGCCGCCGGUUCCACUGUCCCUUUUGCAAGGCGACGACGGAAGUCCCGUCCGAGUAUUUCCAGCACUUGGACCACACGGGCAUGCGCAUGGACAAGUACCAGCGGCCGGAAUUGUGUCUGGGCUCUUACGAGUUCGUCGGCACCAAAGACUAUUGUCGCAAUAACGUUUUCCCAAAACCGCCGGCCUACAUCUUCGUCCUCGACGUCUCGUACAACAACGUCAAGUCCGGGCUGGUCCACCUCCUCUGUCAGAACAUUAAGAGCAUUUUGCAGCGCUUGCCACGGGAAUCCGUAGGCGGACAGAAUGGCACGGCGCGAGUGGGUUUCAUCACUUAUAGCAAAGAGGUCCAUUUCUACAAUAUCAAAUCGUCGCUGGCCCAGCCUCAGAUGAUGGUCGUCGGCGAUGUCGAGGACAUGUUUAUGCCGUUAUUGGACGGUUUUCUGUGCGACCCAGUCGAGUCGGAGCACAUUAUUGAUCAACUGAUGGCCCAAAUCCCGGCCAUGUUUGCCGAUUCGAGAGAGACGGAAACGAUUCUCGGUCCGGCGAUUAAAGCCGGACUGGAGGCGCUGAAGGCGGCCGAGUGCGCCGGCAAGUUGUUGGUAUUCCACUCGUCGCUGCCCAUCGCCGAGGCGCCCGGCCGUCUGAAGAGCCGCGACGAGCGCAAAUUGCUGGGCACGGAGAAGGAGAAGACGGUGCUGGCGCCGCAGACGACGUACUACAAUCAGCUGGGCCAGGACUGCGCCGGAUUCGGAUGCCGCGUCGACCUCUUUGUGGCCAACAACGCCUUUAUCGAUUUGGCCACGAUCGGCCAGUGCGCCCGUCUCACUGGCGGCCAAGUCUACAAGUACACUUAUUUCCAGGCGGACCUUGACGGUGAGCGCUUGGUCGAAGAUGUCCGUCGCAAUGUCGAGCGGACGGUAGCGUUCGAUUCAAUUAUGCGUGUGCGUACGUCGACAGGUGUUCGACCUGUCGACUUUUAUGGCCACUUUUUCAUGUCGAACACGACGGAUGUGGAGACGGCCGGCAUCGACGCGGACCAGGCCAUGACGAUCGAGAUCAAGCACGACGACAAAUUGACGGACGAGGACGGCGUUUACAUUCAGGUGGCUCUGCUGUUUACUUCGCCCGGCGGACAACGACGCCUCCGCAUCCACAAUUUGGCCCUGAGCGUCUGCUCGCAGAUGGCCGACUUGUACCGCAGCUGCGACCUGGACACGGUCAUGAAUUUGCUGAUGAAGCAGUCGGUGACUCGACUGACGGAAUCGACCCCCAAACAGAUCAGGGACUCGUUGAUUAACCGAAGCGCCCAAAUUUUGGCUUGUUACCGCAAAAAUUGCGCUUCGCCUUCAUCUCCCGGUCAGCUGAUUCUACCCGAAUGCAUGAAACUCCUUCCACUGUACAUCAAUUGCCUGCUCAACUGCGAUGCGCUUUCGGGCGGCUCGGACAUGUCCAUUGAUGACCGGACGUUCAACAUGUUUGCCGUUCAGACGAUGCACGUUGGCGCCAGUUUGGCUUACCUGUACCCACGCCUCGUCCCUCUGCUGGAUGCAUCCGCGCCGGCGAGUCCGAGCGAUCAGGACGAUGUCGUGUUGCCUUCGCCCGUCCGUUGCACGGUCGACAAGCUGCGUGACGACGGCGUUUACGUGCUGGACAAUGGCAUUCACAUGUUUUUAUGGAUCGGUUUGUCUGUCAGUCCGGAAUGGAUUCACGGUGUCUUUGGCACCAAUUCAGCCGCACAGAUUGACAUUGAUCGGACCAAGUUGAUUGAACUGGACAAUCCCCGCUCCCAACAGGUGAGGAGUGCUAUUGCCCAGCUGCGCUCGACUCGGCAACGCCACAUGCGUCUGACGCUGGUCCGGCCGCGAGACAAGUUGGAAUUUGUCUUUCGCAAAUUCCUCGUCGAGGACAAACACGGCGACGCCAGUUCGAGCUACGUCGAUUUCCUGUGCCACUUGCACAAGGAGAUUCGCAAUCUACUCAAUUAAUGUAGUAGCCUUUUUUGUUGUUUUUUUUUGUUUUUUUUGUUCUACUAAUGGAUGCGCAAGGAGAAGGGGACGCAAUCGAUGGCGACUGCACGUUCGCACGCAAUUUUUGAUAGUUGUUGGAACGUGUUUUUGUUUUUCUCUAUUUCCAUAAAAAAAAAAACAAAAAGCGAAAAACGAUAGGAGGAAAAUUACGGAAGAAUAAUCUGCAUCGAAAAAAAAAAACAAAGACAAAAUACGUUGUUCUUUAUUAUAUCUUUUUUGUUUAUUAUUAUUAUCUUCCCUCCCCCACAUACAGAAAAAGGAAAUUCCCCCAUUUAGAAGAAAAAGAGAAUAAAUAAAUAAGCGGUUGAUGAGAAGGAAAAAAAAGAAGAGUAAAAAAAAAAUAAAAAAACACACACACACUAAAUUCGAUCCACGUCGUCAUCGAUCGUCUCUCCGGACAGAGGCAAUAGAAAAUGAUGUUGGAGAGGCCCGAGAUUGCCUUAUUAUUAUCAUAAAAUACUGAGCGAAAAAGAAAGUAUAACAGAGCUUGUAUUAGCUGAAACGUAGUCGUCUUCGUUUGGGAUUUUCUCUUUUCUCGCCUGUUAAAUUGAAAUUUUUAUUUUCCACCCCUCAUCUUUUUUAAGGAAAGAGUUUUGCAGAUGAAAACACGAAAUUGCCUGGAAGCUAAUUAUUAUUUUGUUGUUCAUACAAUAGAAGACAUGCCGCUGA